Messenger RNA from Epinephelus moara (kelp grouper), 4655 nucleotides. RefSeq names its product transmembrane protein 132A (gene tmem132a). The transcript has 14 exons. Bases 256 to 3471 code for a protein of 1071 amino acids. NCBI's taxonomy places the organism in Eukaryota, Metazoa, Chordata, Actinopteri, Perciformes, Serranidae. The record is from RefSeq and is a predicted model, not a curated record.
GAGAGGGAGGGCAGAGAAAGAGACAGAGUGAGAGAGAGGGUUUAUGCAGGAGCAGCAGCAGCAGCAGACCAGCAAAGAAGAGCGGGAGAGAAAAUUAUUUUUUGGAAUUGUUUGUUUUUGUUGUGAAGUAUUUUUUAAAUUCCUGUUGGAAGCAGAGAUGCGGCUCUGAGCGAGGACAGAGGGAGCUGCCUGCUUAGGAAAUGCCUCAAGAAAAAGAUGUAAUCUGGAGCUGAAAUAGACAGAUACAGCGGUCACAUGACACUGUGUUACAUCAGGUCUGUAGUGAUGGCAGACGUCAGCUGGGCCGGUGUGCGCUGGGACAGAAGAGGAGCUAGCGUUCUGCUGCUCUUUUGGAUUUUCACAGUAGUCCCUCCAUCCCUCCUGCAGCCCCCUCUCCCCCUCUCCCUGCCGGUCCACAUGUCGGUUGUUCCUCCAUCCUGGCAGUUCCUCCCACUCUCUCAGGCAGAGCUGGGGCCUCUUUUCUCCAACUCCAGCCCCUUCUCCUUCUCCCAGAGCCUGUUCAUGGUGCCCCAGCCUGGCCGGACCCUGAGACCAGGCCUCCAGGCUUCAUUUGGCCCUUACUCAGUCACACAGCUCAUAUCAGAGCCUGUCCUCCCUUUCUCUCCCCUUCUGUCCGCCUCCCUCCUCUCAGAGCAUGUGGAGACAGAGAGGGAUAAGGACGGGCAGAAGAGAUUCAGGGUGAGGAUACUGUUCCACAAGAGGGGCAACACCAACAAUCGAGGGACCUGUAUCACCCUGCAUGCCUUCAAGGAGACAGAGGAACACAAGGCCUCCUGUAUCACACAGCCUCCACUAGGGCUGUGUGUGGUAACUCUGACACUGCCCAAUCACUGGUUUGAGGAUCAACACACCAACCAGUCACAUCAAGAUCUGGACAACUGGCACAGUAACAUUCACCCUCGUCGUCGGGUGCAGAAGCGGGAACGACAGCGGAGGGGAUAUCCCCAUGGCAACCUUGUCAACCGCCACCAUACGACUUCUCCGUCAUUAAGAUACCAUCCAGGUGUUGAUGGUGACACCCAGGGGUACAUCCCAUGGGCCCUCAGAUACCGACGGAUUCCCAUGAGAAACCAAAUACAGCUUUACUACUCCUCCUCCGACACAGUGGCCGACCUAAUGCUGACACCACCACGAUGUGUGGAGGACAGAGCGGCUCAGUCCCAGAGGCAGCUCAUCCAUAUCAAAGCAGUGGCACUGAAGGAGGAGCAGGAUGAGAGAGAGCACAGCAGGACCAAAGAAGAAGAAACCUGUUUGAACGGGCAGGGGGAGGAGGAGCUUAGCCUGGACCCCCAUGUCAUGAUUCGCUAUUACAGAGGUCCGGUCCUCAUAGGACAGCCAAUCAAAGUGUCGGUGAAUCUGAGAGCCAACUUCAGUGCUGAGUUUGUCGUUAUAAGGCUGAAGGUGAAGAAGGGCUUAGUGUCAAUGGUGGCCCAAAGAACUCUGACCUCUGACUUGUGGUCAGUGACCCUGGAGAAAAGCCAAGGCGCCAAACAUGACGUGGUGUCCAUCAUCUGCCACAAGCACAGCACACCCAAGCACGCAUACAAUCCCACUUCACUCCAGCAGGUGGUGUGUCUGUCAGUCGACGGCCUGAGGCAGAGCUUCGGUGUUGCCAUGACUGUCUCUGCCAGCUGGUGGGUGGAGUUCUCCGGGCGAAGUAACCACCUAUCACCACAUGGGGCAGCAGCGAGCAUCUUCUCAUUUGCCGAUCGACAGAUCUUUGGCAUCGCUCCCAUCACAGAGAGUAACACCAUCAUCAACACAGCCAUACUGACCAACCAGCCGGUGUCACUUCCUGUCAUUGUGCUGGCCAUAAACCAAGAUGGGAAGGUGUCAGACGUCACCUCUGCAGUCACGUGUCACUCAACCAACGAGAACACUGUCAAGGUGUCCAGCGACUGCUCAACCCUCUUUGUGGACGGCAGUGAGUCAGGGCUGGGUGAUACCUGUGCAGUGGUGGAGUUUCAACUAGGUGCGCUCUAUGGCUCUGUGUGUGUGGAAGUGUGGGCUCCUUCAGUGCCCCUGCGAGUGUCUUUGGCAGACCCCAUUCUCAACGUCAUUGAUGGCUGGAACCACUUCACAAAGAAAGGGUGUGUGCCAGUGUAUCAGCGCUCAUCAGUCCAGGUCCUGACUCAGUUCACUGCUCAGGACUCUCAGAGCAGAACCACGCACCUCCUGGGCUCAUCUGAUUGGUUUGUGGACGUUACAGAGCUGGUCCGUAACUGGCUGAGAGUAGAGGACCCUCGAGUGGCUUCCCUCGGCAACCACAACGACCUGAUUGGUUUACGACCAGGAAAGACAUCACUUCAUGUUGUCUCUGAGCAGUGGGAUGGCGUGCUGGGCAGAUGUGACGUCACUGUGACCUCUGAGCCUGUUACCCCCGGGGACCUUUCUGUGCAGGUGGUUAGCGGCCUCGGCAUGUCACUCACAGCUAGCCCCACCCACCCUUCUAUCGUCACGACAACAGUCACAGCAUACAACAUCCUGUACAACCAUCACCAGGAGGCUUCCAUCAGCGUCUGGCUCCAGUUCAGUGACGAUACUGCCUCCCUCCUCUCCUCCUUCAACGACCUUCCCUUUUUCCUGCGUCUCUCCUCAUUGGCUGAGUCUGUGAUUGUGGUGGCGCCCGGCCCCAGCCAACGCAUCUUUGCUCAGGGCGAUGGUGGCGGGCCUUUACUGCGUGCAGAACUUUUGGUUUCAACCUGCGCUGACCAGCCAGUCACCUCCAACUCUAUCAGUGAAGGCGACAGAGAUUGGACGGAAACUGGAGAAGAAGGAGGAGCAGGCGGGACCAGAAGGCUGGCGAAAGGAUCCGGUUGGAUAAGAGUUAACCUCGACCUGGGCUACCUGCAGCCAGAAGGGGACGAGGAUGAGGAGGGCGGGAAGUUUGAGUUUGACUUUUCAGACACACUGGUUGAGUCAGAUAGUGACGUCUAUGCAUCGAACUUUGAUGAGGAGGAGAAUGAGAAUGUAAGCAGUGACUACUAUGACAAAAUAAAUGGGAAGAGAAACUGGAACGAGGUGGGCAACGGAGGGAUGGUGAGUCAGAACAAUCUGGAAAGAGCCGUGCUGAUGCCAAGUCAAGAGGAGGGCACUGUGUACUUCUCCCCGAGCCAGGAGAUAGAAGGAGAGAGGAUGGAGGAGGAUGUGGAAGGGCAGGGAGCUCGAGAGCUGGAGGUAGGUGUGGGUGCUAUCCUCUCACUGCUUUGUCUCUCUGCUAUCCUCUUCCUGGCGAACUGUCUGCCCUGCGCCCUGCGAGACAGAAGGAGGACAAAGAUGGAGGAGGAGGAGAUGGGAGGACUACAAGAAGGUGCGAAGGAAGAAGAGGUGGAGGAGAAGAAGAAAGAGGUAGAGGACAAGGACGCAGACCAGAGGAAGAAGGCAGAAGCUGAAGACAAUAUAAAGCAGCAGAAUGAGGUGGACAAUAAAGAAGUAGAGAUCAUUUGCUGAUACAUUCGCAGGCUGAACUCACAAGGACCAUGAAGGGAUUAUUGUGACAACAUGCCAUCACCCUGUUUAUCACAAUAUAACACUACCAGGUGAAUAACAGCAUCGCUGUCACAGACAGUUUACAGUGUGAACUCUGCUCAACCUUUAUGUUACCCACAGUGGAGCCAUGACUUUAUUCAGGCUGUUGGGAAAUGUUUUUGCAUUUCUGCAAGUGAUGCAACACUAUUUGAUGUGGCUGCUAUGUGUUGCACUUUCAUCUGUACAUUUCAUUUCAUAUCUUCAGAGCCAAGCUCAGGAAGCAGCAGAUAAUGUAUGUGAUCUGGAUUCUGGGUUCCAUCAGUUUGUCCUUUUCUGUCAUGAGUUUAUGUGACUGUGUUUCUUGGAGCUGCCAUGGAGGAGGGAUGCUUGUCUCAAUGAUAACAGCUUUUAUUUUCAAUUUCCUAAGUCUGCACAUUUUACACACCUUUUUAAAUCUCUGUGGCACAGACCAGGGGCCAAGUUCACCAGACAUCUUAAAGGAAUACUCUACCUGCAGGAAAGACCAUUUGUAUACCAGUUACUCAGGCUGUUCUUAUGCACUGUUUGUAAAUGUUCCUUUAAAAAUGAAUGCCCGCAAAUUUGUACUUAUCCUACAAUAUAAUGAUCCAGUAAUUCAUGUAUAUACCACGUAUUUGGGAAGGUUGCAGUCACAUGAUAAAUGAGCUGACAGAAGUAAAGAAUAAAGAAGACAGCAGGCUUGUCAUGAGGAAGAUGGGGUGGUGGAUGGGUCCUAAAAUACAAGACUUUACCCCGGGGCUCUCCCCAGGACACCGAUGUUCAGAACUGUGUGAACUUUGAGUCCGUUCAAGGUACAUCGACACCAUGUUUCUUUUCCUAAACCUAACCACAGAAACUUGCUCCCUCUGGAGGUAAAGUCAUUUGUCGUUGAUUUGUCAUUAUCAACCACUUUGCUUAUUAACAGCAGGAUCUCAACCCAGGCAUAAAUCAGACCAUGUAAAUGAGCCAUAUUCCUUAAUUUAUCUGUUCUCCACACAUUCAAACAUACAUUUCACAUUAAAACAGUGUUAAGUUUCAUUUUAUAACAUUUCAUGUGAGCAAUAUAAGUCAUGUUUUAAUGUGUUUCAUGAUAUAACAAGAUAAAAAGUAUAUCUUGUCAUAACAUGGAAAACAUCUUGUCACAACAA